Molecule: messenger RNA, 429 nt
Organism: Trifolium pratense (red clover)
Lineage: Eukaryota; Viridiplantae; Streptophyta; Magnoliopsida; Fabales; Fabaceae
Exons: 1
Coding region: 1-429 (142 amino acids)
Molecular function (GO): nucleic acid binding; RNA-DNA hybrid ribonuclease activity
Source: RefSeq, a predicted model, not a curated record
AUGGAUGGUAGCUUGAUGCAUAAUAAUAAUGGUGAUUUUAUUUUGGGUUUUUACGGGGCUGCAGUAGUUCCAAACAUUUUAUUCGCAGAGCUUAUGGCCGUGUUACAUGGUCUGCAAAUUUGUUGGGAGAAUGAAUUCAGAAAAAUCAUUUGUUUCUCAGACUCGCUGCAGGGAGUUAGUUUAAUUCGGGAUGGAGUUUCAGCUCAUCACCGGUUUGCGAAUGAAAUUUUUAGUAUCCGCCAGUUUCUCAGUAGAGAUUGGGAAGUGGUAGUGGAGCAUACACUCCAAGAGGGUAAUGCUUGUGCGGAUGUGUCGGCCAAGAUGGGUGCUCUUGCUGACUCGCCGUUAAUGAAAAUUACUUCUCCUCCUAGUAGCUUAGCUAUGCCCCUUCUUGCUGAUGCGCGGGGUGUAGUUUUUAUCCGAGAGUAG